GGCACAAAGAUGGCAGUUGGCGUGUGUUCGUGCCCGAUAACCCCCCGCUCACCCCGCUUCUCUGCAGCGGUCGAGGGGUAGGACGGGACCCCUCGGGCCAGGACAGAGGACCCCAGAGCAGACGGGGCAGUCACAGACUGCCAGAGCUGCGCCCAAGAUGAUCAGCCAGCCCGAGAAGGCACGGCUGCGGCACAGGCGCUCGAGCGAGAGCUACGAUGAGAAGUGCGAGCGGUGGCACGAGGCGCGGGAGAGCCUGCGGCGGCGAAACAACACGAUGACCUGCCGCCACCUCGGGAGGGGAGCGGAGGAGCCGUCGCAGAGCCCCCGGCAAAGGGAGAUCCUGAGGAGGAGAAACCUGGCAAGCGAUGCUGGAAGGAGAUCGCCAAGACAGGAGCCCGAAGCACGCGUCCCCCCGGACCCCUCCUCGCAGGUGGAGCCGAGACCGCCCGUCCUGCUCCAGCACCCGUGGAGCUGCCCCACAUUCCCCCCUGCACACUCCCGGCUCAGCCUCAGCGUCCCCCUCGGCAUUUCGGCAGAAACCAUCCCCAGGCGAGGUGCCUCUGUGAACAGCCAAGGAACCCAGACCCUUACAAAUCCAAGCACAGGAGUGAAAGACUCGAGCCAGCAGACAGAUUGUGGAAUAGCAGUUUUAAAUAAGGAAAUGGUGCAGCUGUCCAACUACCUGAAGGAGGCCCUGCACCGCGAGCUGCUGCUCAAGCAGAAGAUGGUGAUUUUGCAGGAGCUUUUCUCCACGCUGCUGCAAGCGUCCGAAAAAUCCUGGCAGGGUCAGCUGAACGAAGAUAAACUGAAGUGUAAACUAAGGGCACUUGAAAAUCAGCUGCAGGCCUGCACCCAGAGUUACUCAAAGGAGUGUGUGAAGAAGAUCCUGAUAGAGAUGGAGGACCAGAAGCAGACCUACGAGCAGAAGGCAAAAGAGGCUCUUCAGAAGAUGCUGGAGGACAAACUCCAGACAGAGCAGCAGCUGCAAAGCUCUCAGAGAAGCCUGGCAGCGAUGAGAGAGGACCUUGCCUUCUGGAAAGAGCACUACACCACGCUCAAAGCCGAAUUGACCAAGAUGACCACGGCGCACACCGAGCUCAAAAACAGCUUCCACGUUUUGCAAGGUGAACUGCAGCAAGCGGACACGCAGAACGAGCGGCUCCGCCAGGCCCUGUGCAGCCUGCAGAGCGAGCACGCAGCGCUCCACCAGCGAGCCAGCGCCUUGCGGGAGGACAACGACCUGAAGGCUGAGCACAUCAGCGCCAUCGAAGAUAAAUUGCAUAAAGAACAAAAUCAGAAGGUAACGCUGGAGGCAACCAUCAGCCAUUUGCACAACUUGAUACAGAACCAGAGCAAUGAAUGGAAGACCCAGGAGGCGACAGUGCAAAGGAAAGACCAGGUUUUCACCACGCAGACCUCACCUCUCACUCCUGCCAAGGAAAAACAAAACGCUCUGUUAGAGCACCCCGAGGAGGAGGAGGGAGAAGAAAGUCUGAAGGAUGAGAUGCAGAAAAGGACAUCCCAGCUUACAGCAAAGGAGAAUGAGGUACAUAUGGACAUACAGGUAGCAGAAGUGAAAAACCCCCGUCACAGCAGUGCCCGUGCACGGGCGAAGCGCUGCAGCCGCUGCGGGAGCCCUGCCAGUCUCGGUGCGUACAGAAGUGAGGGGAUCCCUCUCGCUAACAGCCCCUCGCUCUGCUUGCAGUGCACGGAGCUGCGCUCGGAGCUGGAGGCCCUGAGCGAGGAGUACCGCUCCUGCCUGACCAGGCUGCGCCAGUGCCGGGACGAGCUCAACCACUUCCAGAGCAAGCAAGCAAAGAGACAGCAUGGUCACUGGAUCCCUCUCGUGGUGGCAGUGAUAGCAAUAGCCAUAGCCACCUUCCUCGCAAGUUACAGACCAUGAAGGACGUUCUUGAUGACUGACUUCACUGCAUAAACUGACUUCUGCUUCACCAACAGCAAUGCACCCUCACCGCAGUGCACCUUCUGCUGUUUUGUACAUGCGUGUUUGGUUCAUAUCCUGAGCUGGUCUCACUCCAGACAAACUCCCGCGGCUCCAAUAAACGCUGGGAGAUCACUCCUUCCCUUGGCUGCUUUGGUUCUUCUGCGUCUGUUGAAGGUUGUGCUGCCCAGUUCCUGCGGCGCUGAGGGACAAAGCCACUCCAGCCACCGCUGCCGGGGCUCGCGGGGGGCAGAAGGGACAGAGCAGCAGGGACAGGGCAACCCGCGCCCUUAGCAUCCAGCCUCCCCGGUUUUCAUGCCUGGCAGCUGA
Molecule: messenger RNA, 2272 nt
Organism: Gymnogyps californianus (California condor)
Lineage: Eukaryota; Metazoa; Chordata; Aves; Accipitriformes; Cathartidae
Gene: TRAF3IP3
Product: TRAF3 interacting protein 3
Exons: 16
Coding region: 158-1903 (581 amino acids)
Source: RefSeq, a predicted model, not a curated record